AUGCAGUUCCUCGCCGUUGCCGCUCUCCUCUUCACCGCAGCUUUUGCUGCUCCCUCUUCUGAGGCCCACGGACUCCGUCGUCGUGACCAGGCGUGGUGCCCCGACGGUUUAUACGCGAGCCCCCAGUGCUGUGAUGUCGACGUUCUUGGCGUCGCUGCUCUCGAUUGCCGUACUCCUCCCGUGGCGCCGAGCAAAUGCAAGUCGUUUGGCAGCGUCUGUGCCGCCAUCGGCCUUCAGCCCAAGUGCUGCGUCCUUCCUGUUGCUGGAGUUGCUGUUCUCUGCACUGAUCCCCUCCCCCCUGCUUUCUAA
This is a messenger RNA of Trichoderma virens Gv29-8, 309 nucleotides long. Its product is annotated as hydrophobin. Lineage: Eukaryota; Fungi; Ascomycota; Sordariomycetes; Hypocreales; Hypocreaceae. Gene Ontology annotation, cellular component: extracellular region. The record is from RefSeq and is a predicted model, not a curated record. Bases 1 to 309 code for a protein of 102 amino acids. The transcript has 3 exons.